AUGUGGUUUUCUAAAACUAACUUUCCUGUUGAAGGGAAAACAGCAUUAAUUGUUGGUGCAUCCCAGGGAAUAGGGGUCAACUUAGCCGAAAGAUUGUAUGAGAAAAACUGUUCAACAAUAUUAGUUGCAAGAACAGAAUCAAAGCUACAACGCCAAAUUCAAAACAUCAAAGAAAAAUACCCCAACUCUUCUGCUCAGAUAUCAUAUGCAGUUGCUGAUGUGUCAAAGUACGACGAGUGUACUAAAUUAUGGCAAUCAAUACAUCCUGCUGAUCCAGAUAUACUAUUUUGUUGUGCUGGUUCUUCCAUACCGAAAUUGUUUCAAGAUUUAACUAAAGUGGACAUUGAACUGGGGAUAGACAUCAAUUACAAAACAGUUAUAAAUGUAGUGCACACUGGAUUCAAACACGCUUUGUCCAAUAACAUAGACAAUAUCGAGCCACACAAUUUUAAGAAGAGAAGCGUCGUAUUGUUUAGCUCGGUCGUCAGCUUUUUCCCCUUUAUAGGUUACUCCCAAUACGCCCCCAUGAAAUCUGCAAUUGAAUCGUUAUCUAUUAUUUUGCGCCAAGAGUUAUCACCAUACAACUAUCGUGUCACAUGUAUUUUUCCUGGAAAUUUCCAAAGCGAAGGUUUUGAAGAAGAACAGAAGACCAAGCCUGAUAUAACCAAGAAAAUCGAGGGGCCAAGCAAUCCUAUUCCUGGCGAUGAAUGUGCCAGGUUGAUAAUGGAUCAAUUAGAUAAAGGAUAUGACACGAUAACUACGGAUUUCAUAGGGUGGCUAUUGGGCUGUUCUGUUUUAGGCAUUUCGUCACCACGACAAUGGGGUUUUUUCCAGAUAUUGGUGAGUUUCAUCGUACUGCUUAUUGCUCCAAUUGCAAACUGGUUAAUCAACAGAGAUAUAAAAAACUCGUUUAGGAAAACAAAAAAAGAAUAA
Molecule: messenger RNA, 933 nt
Organism: Candida dubliniensis CD36
Lineage: Eukaryota; Fungi; Ascomycota; Pichiomycetes; Serinales; Debaryomycetaceae
Gene: KSR1
Product: 3-dehydrosphinganine reductase
Exons: 1
Coding region: 1-933 (310 amino acids)
Biological process (GO): sphingolipid biosynthetic process
Cellular component (GO): endoplasmic reticulum membrane
Molecular function (GO): 3-dehydrosphinganine reductase activity
Source: RefSeq, a predicted model, not a curated record